This is a messenger RNA of Vitrella brassicaformis, 2748 nucleotides long. The record is from the annotation of a GenBank genome assembly. NCBI's taxonomy places the organism in Eukaryota, Vitrellaceae.
GGGAAGAGUCCACUUGACGGCCGUCACCCGCGGCACACACACAGGCAGACACACUCCACCACACAGUCACCACGAGAGAGAGAUAUGGCCGGCAGGUGAGUCAGCCAGGCAGUCAAACACACUCACACAUCGGCCGAGGCAUCACAUCAAAUCGGCCGGCAGCGGACCGGACCGCACCAGAUGCACCCACACCCAUCAGAGCCACGCCAGCCAUUCGAGCACACAGCAGCAGCAGCUGGUCCACACAGUGAGCGGUGGGCGAUGUGUCCUGACGAACAAACCGAUCGGCGACAGAGAUGAAUGACGACAACCAGCACCCAACUUGAGAUGCACUCCUGACAACACACACACAGAGGGCAGGGCGGCACUCAGCCACAUGGCGACACUGGGGAUGUAUCGCUGCGCACCCACCAGUGCGUGUUGGCUGAUGGAUCGAUCAGCCGCCACCCUCCGCCUCAGCCGCGGCACCCUCACCUGCCCAAGGCACAACACACACACACACACACACACGAGUGUGAUGCAGGUCACUGCUGCAGGUCGACGUGGGGUUCUCUAUGGUGUGUGUGGCUGUCUGUGUACCUCCGCCGCCCUCUCCGCUGCCGUCAUCCAGACCAUCACCCUCAUCGCCGCUGCCAUCGUCCGAAUCUGCACACACCACACACAGACAGAGAGAGAGAGAGAGAGAGACAGAGAAGGCACAUCUUCCUUUCUUCCACCUGUGUGUGUCCGUACCAUCGUCGCUGUCAUCAUCAUGUUGUUGUUGCUGCUGCUGCUGUACUUGUCCGUCGAAUACGAAUGACGCCACUGCACCCAACGCCACGCGAGCCAUCUGAGUGGUCACCGGACAACGGUGCUUGAACAAAACACCCUCACACACAGCCGCCUCAGUCGUGUAGACAAACACAAUCACUGCGCACAAGGGCAAGAAACACUGAUGAGAUUCGACCAGCAGCAGUCCCUCUCUGUGAUUCUGACCGUCGUUGUCUUCUCUAUCCUCAAUCUCGAUCCACGCGACGAAUGGGUGGCUGGCGUCGGUCAGCACCAGCUGUCGCGCACGACCGUCCCAGCUCAUUGUGGUUGUCCAGCCGGUCACCAGUGUGUGGGGCGACUCGGUGAAGAGGUCAUUCAGACGACCGCCACCGACACCCCUGAAACAACCACACCAACACAUGACUUGUGGUGUCCCCUCUCGACCCCAUUGGUUCCCUUGGUGUGUUACCGAUUGAGUCGAGUCGAUGUCUGAUUUUUCUGGCGAUCCAUGUGGAAGUGGUCGACGAUCUUUUCCUUGGCAAACGACAACACUGACGCAUUGGUGAACCCCUGGCCACCGAAUGACAUCCAUCCGCCGAUGAUGCCCCAGUACUCGAUGCGGCUGCGCACCGGUGGGUCAUGUGGCUGUCGAUGCUGCUGGUAUAGGUGGCCGGCAGGGAGGGGCGGGUCGACCUCCAGCUCGAAGUCGGGCUCGUCGAUGAUGGCCCGCACCUCACCGUUGCCGUGUUGGAACAGCUGGAGGCAGCUGCCGUCACUGAAGCGGACGUGGGGGCCGACCAUCUUGAGCUGCGCCAACACACGGGGAGCCGACACAUAAGCCUACACACACGACCACACACAGACACACAGAGAGAAUGAGGCCCUCUCCUUCCGUCCCCUCCCCUCCCCGCCCGUCUGUUUGCCGGCUCACCGUUAUGUUUGCGUGUGUGUUGAUGUCAGCCCCACUGAGGGUCACAGGCAGCUCACAGUUGCCGCACUGCUCCCCCAGCUCAAUCACCUCGCCCACCUCGCCCCAGUCCCCUUCCUCCACCACACACACAGCCGCCAGCAGAUCAUGUUUGCCGAACUGGUCGUCGUCGAACCGCAGCAGCUGCACUUGCUGCCCAUUCACCGCCCGCCGCAGCAGCCCCGCCUGUGAGCCCAGCGAGUGGCUGAGCCGAUCUCUCAGCUGCGCUUCUCCGAAGAGCUGUUUGAGCCAGGUGCAGGUGGCCUUCAGCCGCACGACGUCCUUGACGCUGAGGAGGUACCGGCUCCUCCGGCCCACACACAGGUAUGACACGGGGUGCUGCCGCUGCUGCUGCUCGUGGUGCUGCAUGGGAUGGAUGGGCCAAGACGGUCAGAUGAGUGAGUGAGGCGGUGGUCGACGAGAGGCUGCACAGGGCGACAGCCGACAGACACACAGAGAGAGAGACAGACAGACAGACAGAAAGGCCAACGCAUUCAUUGAGGUCAGUGGAUGAGCGCAUCACUCAGUCAGCGAGUCAGUGAGUGUUGGGCCUCCCUUACCUCCGAUGUCUGUCAGCUCAACGGCCCGCCACCCACCAAAGCAGUCGAGAGGACGACUGACUGACUCCCUUGGACUGACUAGGGACUCUUCUCGCCCUCUUGUCUUGUCGGCCGAGUGCCUCACUCUCGCGGCGCACAGCUGUCCGACAAGGCGCACAAACAAAACGCCGCACUUUGGCCUCUCGGGAAUGGGGCGAUAGGGUAACAAACCCUUUGACCCCUCGUCAAACCGGCUCUUUCGGUUGUUGAGAUUUAGCCGUGUCCUCAUUCCCUUCGUUGCGUGGUCGGCCCAGCCCACACGAACGUGUCAGUCAGGCGGGGCGGCUGCUGGCGGCACUGACAGACACAAACCGGUGUGGCGGUGCCUCAGCCAGGUCAGUGAGUCAGUGAGUGAGGCCUCGAGCAUCGCCAGCCAUGAUGCUUGUCAUCUGUGUGUCUGUGUGUCAUCAGCGCUGAUGGUGACGACGAUAC